AUGGUGCAAAAGUACCAGUCCCGGGUCCGCGUCUACAAGUACCCGUUUGAGCUUGUCAUGGCGGCCUAUGAGAAGCGCUUCCCCACUUGCCCGCAGAUCCCAGUCUUCCUGGGCAGCGAGGUCCUGAGUGAAUCCCACAGCGCUGACGGAGCGGUACACGUGGUGGAGCGGAGCUGCCGGCUGCGUGUGGAGGCCCCACGGCUGCUGCGGAAGAUCGCAGGUGUGGAGCAUGCCGUCUUCAUACAGAGAAACGUCCUGAACUGGAAGGAACGCACACUUCUCAUUGACGCACAUAACGAGACCUUUGCCAGCCGCGUGCAGGUCAGCGAAAGCUGCAGCUAUACGGUCCACCCUGAGAAUGAGGACUGGACCUGCUUCGAGCAGUGUGCUUCCCUCGACAUCCGGUCCUUCUUUGGCUUUGAGAAUGCCCUGGAGAAGAUCGCCAUGAAGCAGUACACAGCGAACAUCAAGAAGGGCAAGGAGGUGAUUGAGUAUUACCUGAAUGAGCUGAUCUCCCAAGGUGUUUCUCACAUUCCCCGCUGGACACCUGCCCCCGUCCGCGAGGAGGACAUGCGCACCCAGGCUGGGCCACAGGUUCUGGGCCCCAUGGAGGCCAGCCCACCCACUAACUCCCUGGACCUUGCUCUGGAUUCGGUCACUGUGGAUGGGGACAAGCUGGACGGUGACUACACUGAACGGCACCUGGGCCCACUCACGCCCAUGCAGGAGAGCUGUCUGACCCAGCUGCGGCACUGGUUACAUGAGACCCACAAAGGCAAGAUCCCUAAAGAUGAGCACAUCCUCCGGUUCCUGCGGGCUCGAGACUUUCACCUGGACAAGGCGCGGGACAUGCUACGACAGUCCCUGAGCUGGCGGAAGCAGCACCACGUGGACUCGCUCCUUCAGACCUGGCGGCCCCCUGCCCUGCUGGAGGAGUUCUACGCAGGUGGCUGGCACUAUCAGGACAUAGAUGGUCGCCCCCUCUAUAUCGUGCGCCUGGGCCAAAUGGACACCAAAGGCUUAAUGAAGGCGGUAGGGGAGGAGGCUCUGCUGCAACACGUGCUUUCUGUGAACGAGGAAGGCCAGAAGAGGUGCGAAGGCAACACAAAGCAGUUUGGCCGUCCCAUCAGCUCCUGGACCUGCCUCGUGGACCUGGAGGGACUCAACAUGCGGCACCUGUGGCGGCCGGGGGUGAAAGCACUGCUGCGAAUGAUUGAGGUGGUGGAGGACAACUACCCCGAGACCCUGGGCCGGCUACUCAUCGUGCGGGCCCCCCGAGUCUUCCCCGUGCUCUGGACGCUGAUCAGCCCCUUCAUCAACGAGAACACCAGACAGAAAUUCCUUAUCUACAGCGGCAGCAAUUACCAGGGCCCUGGGGGCCUGGUGGACUAUCUGGAUAAGGAAGUGAUCCCUGACUUUCUGGGGGGUGACUGUGUGUGUAAUGUCCCUGAAGGAGGGCUGGUCCCCAAGUCCCUCUAUUUGACAGAGGAAGACUAUGAACAUGCUGACCAGCUGAGGCAGUGGACGGAGACCUACCAUUCAGCCAGUGUGCUCCGGGGGGCCCCCCAUGAGGUCAUGGUGGAGAUCCUGGAAGGGGAGUCGGUCAUCACCUGGGACUUUGACAUCUUGCGGGGGGACGUGGUGUUUAGUCUGUACCAUGCCAAGCAGGCGCCCACGCCGGGUCCCUGGGAGCCUGGGGCCAAGGCCAGUGGGCGGCUGGUGGACAAAGGCUGGGCUCUGGGCACUGAUUACAGCCGUGUAGAGACGCCUCUCAUCUGCCGGGAAGGGGAGAGCAUUCAGGGCUCCCAUGUCACCCGCUGGCCUGGCGUCUAUCUGCUGCAGUGGCAGAUGCACGGGGCGCCCAGCAGCAUGGCUUGCAGCCUCCCUGGUGUGGACGAUGUCUUGACUGCCCUGCACAGCCCCGGCCCCAAGUGCAAACUGCUUUACUACUAUGAAGUGCUGGCGUCUGAGGACUUCAGGGGCUCCAUGACCAGCUUGGAAUCGUGCACCAGUGGCUUCUCCCAGCUCAGCGCUGCCACUUCCUCCUCCUCCGGCCAGUCCAACAGCAGCUCCCUCGGCUCCAGAUAG
This is a messenger RNA of Chrysochloris asiatica (Cape golden mole), 2088 nucleotides long. It is a transcript of the gene SEC14L5, whose product is annotated as SEC14-like 5 (S. cerevisiae). The record is from RefSeq and is a predicted model, not a curated record. NCBI's taxonomy places the organism in Eukaryota, Metazoa, Chordata, Mammalia, Afrosoricida, Chrysochloridae. Gene Ontology annotation, cellular component: cytoplasm. The transcript is spliced from 15 exons. The coding region runs from base 1 to 2088 and encodes 695 amino acids.